AUGAAAAAAGGAUCAUUUAAGAAGGAAAGAUUUUCUGAUAAAAUUAUGUAAUAUUUUAUAUCUAUUUUUUAGUUAGAAAAUCUUAGAGAAAUAAAAUUAUGAUUAAUAUUCAAUAUUUUUUUUUUUCAUUAUUAUAAAAAUGAAUAAUGAUAAUACAAACAACAAUGAAAAUUUAAACAAUUUCAAUUUUCAAUUGAAUAGAUUUGGAAUAUCGUUUUAUGCAUUAGGAAUAGAGUAAUAUUUUUAUUUAGAUCCGUCAUUCUUUAGAGGAGAUUCCUUUGGUGAGGAGGAUGAUAACUUAAGAGGGUUAAGAUAAUCUUUAAGAAGGGAUAGACCUUCACCUAGGUAAAUAAUUGAAUGAAGUGUAGGGAAAAAUAAAAUCUUUAAAAAUAUCUUUAAAAGCGUACAGAGCCUAUAUAAAAUGAUCAUUUAGACUAGCGUUAACCAUACAUAAAAGUUACUUCUUUAAGAAAUAUGAAUGUCAAUAAUCAAUAUUUUAUUAACGAAUAUGGGUAAUUUUAAUAAGGAUUUUUAUAGACUGAUUGGCUCGCUAAAAAAUACAAAUUCAAAAGAUAUUUUAAUAGGAAGAUCUCAUCGAAACUAAAAUUAAGAUUUGAUACCUAAUGAUAUAAGUAGAAUUGAAAUAAGAUUUUGAUUAGUAUUACCAGAAGAUCGUGUAAUUUCAAGGAUUCAUUGUAAAAUAGUUUGCAAAGAUUACUUUAGGAAAGAUUAAAUUUUAGAAUAAAAAUAUCAAUAGGUUCUAAAGUACAUAAAUUUGCCUUCAUAAAUAAAGCAUAAAAUAAGUUAAUUUUUGGAGUAUAUUUUUAAAUUAUUAAAAGAGAACCAAAAAAUGUAUAUAUAUAAGAUCUUGCAAGUAAUUGUGGAACUUAUAUUAGAGUAUUUAGAUAGGAGCCAUAUUAGUUAACUUAUGACAAUAAAUUUAGCAUAGGGAGUGAUACUUAUUUUAGUAUAGUGUUGAAUGAGACUAAUAAAUAGAAUGCAAAAGAAAUAGAUUAAGACUUUUAUAGAACUUUAAAAAUGUUAUCAUGUUUGAAAACAUAAUAAAGACAUGAAAUUCAUUUUGGAGAUAAACAAAAAUAAUAGGAUUUUUAGUAAUAAGAAGAGGAAGUGACAAUAUUAACAAUAAAAGAAUUGUAUUCUAAAUUAAAAGAAUAUAAUUUACCAAUUUUGGGAAUAAAAUUUUCAGGUUAAGGAGUAGAAUAAAACAAAUAACAAAAUAUAUUAAUAGGGAAAUAAUAAAAUUAAGAUACUGAAGAAUUUUAUAUAGGAAGAGGAACAGAGAAUGCAAUAAAGAUAAAUUCAAAUACAAUAUCUAGAAAAUAAUGUAGAAUAAAAUAUUCAGGACAGUAAUUAGAUUUAUAUAUAAAUGUUAGAUAUUAAUAAUGGGUGAUAUCUGAUGGAUUUUAAGAUAGAGAUUCAGCAAAUGGAACUUGGGUGAGUUUAUCAACAGUUGAAUAGUCAGAUAAAAAAAAGGAAUCAAAUUUAAUAUAAUUAAAAAAUAACUCUGAAAUAAAGAUAGGUGAUUUUAUAUUAAAAGUGGAAUUAGUUAAAGGAUAGAAAAAUAGAUGUGGAGAAUAAAUAAAAGAAAUAUUGUCUGUUUGA
This is a messenger RNA of Paramecium sonneborni, 1623 nucleotides long. The record is from the annotation of a GenBank genome assembly. Lineage: Eukaryota; Ciliophora; Oligohymenophorea; Peniculida; Parameciidae.